Messenger RNA from Penicillium nucicola, 786 nucleotides. RefSeq lists its product as uncharacterized. The transcript is spliced from 2 exons. The record is from RefSeq and is a predicted model, not a curated record. Bases 1 to 786 code for a protein of 261 amino acids. Lineage: Eukaryota; Fungi; Ascomycota; Eurotiomycetes; Eurotiales; Aspergillaceae.
AUGGGUACCGUGGACUAUAGAAGUGGUAUCGCUAUCCUUCAGCUCAUUAUAUUCCCCAUUAUUCUUGUUGCCGCUGUUUUUAUCUGGAAGAGAACCGGCUGGAGGGUCGGCAGUAAGAUCUGGCGAUAUGCUGUCACCCUCUCUCUCAUCCGGAUAGCUGGGAGUAUCUCUUCGUUAUUGUUGAUCAACGACCCGACCAACUACAACAUAGUUGUUGCGGUCGCAGUGUGCCAGAUGAUUGGUAUUGCGCCCCUCCUACUAACAUUUAUCGGACUACUCAGACAAAUUGAUGUGGAGGAAAGACUACCUCCAAAGUUAUUGAAAAUAGUGUCUCUUGUCGCCAUCAUCGGCCUCAUUCUCGGUAUCGCGGGAGUCAGUUCUGCCGAUACUGAUGGUGGUAGCUACCACCCUGGUACGCUCGUCAAGGUAGCCAUGGCCAUCUUCCUCGUCGUAUUUGCCGUCUUCGUUCUCCUCAGUGGCUGGCUAUUCUUCCAGCUAAGCCUUUCACUGCGGAAGUUCCAAAAGAAGCUGUUCCUUGCCAUUCUCAUUUCUUUGCCCUUCUUAUUGGUUCGACUGGUCUAUUCGGCGCUUGGUGAUUACACCGACUUUGAAGCCUUUGCUCUUGAUGGAAAUACCACCGUUUACUUGUGCAUGGAUGUGUUGGAAGAGAUAAUUGCAAUGGGCGUCACUAUGGCCUUGGGAAUCUCGGCUGUUCUGGAGAAGGACUUUGUGAAGCUUAAUCCAGUUUCUCAGGAGGACCCUGAGCAGAAGCCAUUGGGCGUCUGA